This is a messenger RNA of Salpingoeca rosetta, 2172 nucleotides long. RefSeq lists its product as uncharacterized. The record is from RefSeq and is a predicted model, not a curated record. The transcript has 2 exons. Lineage: Eukaryota; Choanoflagellata; Craspedida; Salpingoecidae. Bases 1 to 2172 code for a protein of 723 amino acids.
AUGUUCCACGGUCCACGCCGAUUGCUGCCCAUCGGAGCAGCUAUCGUCACCUGCAUGCUGGUCGUGCUCACCGUCCACUCCGGCGCACCCACUCCAAGGCACAACGCGAACCUGGGCCUGUCUGCCCAGCCGCUUCCAACAGCUAGAGGCCAAACCCAAAAGCCCGGCGAUGGAACUGUUGCUGUUGGGCGCAUGCAUGCAAAGGACUCCCGCGUGAAUGACUUGGCUCCGCCCCGAAGGCGUGCUGCCCUCUUUGCACGUCCUCAAGACCAAUCCAUUGCCGCAGGCAACACCAACAGCAAUGACGGCGGCCACAGCAACACCAGCAACACCAACACCAACACCAACACCAGCAAUGACAGCGGCGUGGUGUUUCCACAACACCCGGCGAUUGCUCGCGAGAGCAAGGCCGUCCACAAUUUGUUGUACUCUGGCGGCGUCGCUUCAUUCCCGCCGUUCCGCAGCUUGGCGGAGCCGCCGCUGUUCAUCUCCCUCGUGCCCGACAACACAGCGCUGACGCACCUGUGCCUCAGCCACCUCUCUGCACCCGACAUGCAGGAGUGCAACAGCGCAGAUCCAGCACGGCAUCAGGUGUUCGCGCUGUCCUCAGAGGGGCACGUGGGAUUCGAGGUGCAGGGUGUCGGCCACUACUGCCUCCAUGCCAGUGACGAGCGCAUCUUUGCAAACAGCUUCGCCAGCCUGGCUGACACAGACGAGGAUGACGACCACAUCGACCCUAGCGUGCCACGCAAGGUCGUGUACCGGCUGUGCACGUCCAUCUUCGCCAACGCGAAGGUGAUGAAGGAAGGCUCCCUCUCCACAAAGGACGCGGUCGACACGUGGCAGUUCGUGCCCGGCAAGGGCCUCGUGCACCGCGAGACCGGCAACUGCCUCACAUACAACUACCACACCAAGAUCACGCUGGAGCCGUGCCGUGACAUGGACAGCCAGUGGAUGCUGCGCACAGACGUGAACGGGUCGCUCAUCCUGCCACGCCAAUGGGACAAGGAGCUCAUUGCGCUGGCGGAGCGCAGAGAGAGGCAGAUCAAGCCACUCCUGGCCACCGUGCGCACACUUGCAUCAAAGACGCGCAAGCUCACACACCGCGCGCACUCCCGCGCAUCAAAACGAACGCAGGGCGUUGAUGGGAGGCGUGCAGUCGUCUUCUUCAUGGAGCCAAGUCGCAUGCUAACGCUGCAGGUGAAGUGGUGGCUGAGGGCGUGGCGCAUGCUGAAGCUCGACGAGCCGGACCAGCGCAUGGAUGUGCUCAUCAUGGGCAACGGCGACGAUUUCGAGUCCCUCAUGUCCUUGGGCUGCGAGAUGAAGAGCCUUGACACCCAAACCUCCAUUCCCCACGCAGAUGGACAUGGUGUGUGCUGGCUGUUUCCCUUCCGUGGUAUCAAUUCCCGUGAGCCAGGCAAAUACGACGCCUGGUUCAACAGCUUGGAAGUUCUUGUCAACAAGAAGACGCGGCCACUGCUGGAGCAGUAUGAUCAGCUCUUGCGCGCAGAUGCCGACACGCUGCCCACACCCAAGAUGCGCGGGUACUGGUCCGAGAAGCUGGUGCUCAGCCUCAACGCUGGCUACGCCACGCGCUAUGCGGACGCCAAGCUGGCAACUCUAGCGGCAGAUGCCGGCCUCGUGUGGCAUGACCUGCGCAACAUCGGGUCCACGUUCUAUGGGCCAGCCAAGAGCGUGCUACACCUCGUGGAGCUUACAGUUGCCGUGGGCGCACUGCUGCGCACGUACACCUUUGCGCCAGGCACGGGCUGCAAGCUGCCGCCCAAGCUGCGGCCAGCGGACGUCGAUUGCGAAUGGGGCUCGGGCCUGUGGCUAGGCGUGUCGCUGCUGUACUCGCAGCAGAUUGCGGCAAACCACAUGAUUGGCAGCGGGUUCCCUGUCAAGUUUGAGGCGGAGAAAAAGUUUGAUGUUGGCACUGAGGGCGAGAUUGACGUGUGCAGCGUGCUCAUGUUGCAUGUGUACCACAACCGCGAGCGCUUCUCAAAGCUAGCGCUCCUCGACGGCGAGUACAAGAACUUUGACAUGUCCAGCCUGGAUUUCCACGUGGCCCGUGACCUCAUCACCUACUUUGCACUCACUGCAAACGACCAGGGCAUGAACGGCGAAGUGGCAUUGAGCCGCUCUGGCGAUCCCAGCAAACUGUGUGGCUGA